Molecule: messenger RNA, 729 nt
Organism: Diaporthe citri
Lineage: Eukaryota; Fungi; Ascomycota; Sordariomycetes; Diaporthales; Diaporthaceae
Exons: 1
Coding region: 1-729 (242 amino acids)
Molecular function (GO): oxidoreductase activity, acting on the CH-OH group of donors, NAD or NADP as acceptor
Source: RefSeq, a predicted model, not a curated record
AUGAGCGGCAAAAUAUACUGCAUCACCGGCACCAACCGUGGCCUAGGUCUUGAAUUUGUCCGGCAGCUCGCCGCGACCAAAUCAAACACCAUCAUCGCCACCGUCCGCAAUGCCUCCACAGACCUGGCCGAUCUCAAGUCCGUGGCGUCAUCCUCAACGCACAUCUUGGUCUGCGACACGAGCGACCCUGACUCCAUCGCCUCUUUCGUGCCCGAGGCAACCUCACUCCUGGCUGGCCGCAAGAUCGACUUCCUGCUGCACGUCGCAGGCGUCAAUUUCCACUCGGAACAGACCAGCCUGUCGAUGACCGCAGACGCACUCCAUACCAACCUACAGGUCAACGUCUUCGGGCUCGCGAGGACGACGCAGCUGCUCCUAAGCAGCGGGGCGCUGGACCCAGACGUGCGCAUCCUUAACAUGACAUCCGGACUGGGCAGCCUGGCCAAGUCCGAGGGGAUAUCGCCGCGCAAGUGCCUGCCCUACAGCAUCUCCAAGGCAGGGGUCAACAUGCUCACGGUGCACCAGGCCGAGGAGCUGCGGACGGCAGGGCUACCCCAGGCCGUGGUGCUGGCGGUGGACCCCGGCUGGGUAAAGACACGGAUGGGUGGCGACGGUGCGGUGCUGGAGCCGGAAGAGAGUAUUUCCGGCAUACUGAAAGUUCUACACGGUGCCAAGGACGAGGACAACGGGAAGUUCUACAGUUAUGACGGGUCGGAGCAGCCGUGGUAG